Messenger RNA from Rhizophagus irregularis DAOM 181602=DAOM 197198, 650 nucleotides. RefSeq lists its product as uncharacterized. Gene Ontology annotation, cellular component: preribosome, large subunit precursor. The record is from RefSeq and is a predicted model, not a curated record. NCBI's taxonomy places the organism in Eukaryota, Fungi, Glomeromycota, Glomeromycetes, Glomerales, Glomeraceae.
GAAACUCUUUCUUCAUGGACUAGAGCUAACAAAAUGGCUAAGGGUAUGCGCAGCAAGAUCAAAAGACGAUUUCGCGCAAUAAAACGACAAACCGUUUUUGCACCAGUUGAAACUGCUCGCACUCAAAGGCUUGCAGCCAAACAAACACAGACUGAACAACAAACGAAUUCUUUAAAUUCACAAGAACAAUCGCUACUGCAACAUAAAACAGAAGUUUUUACAUUUAGUCCAACAACAGAUUUAACCUCAGAUAUGAUAAUUGAUACUGAUGCUCCAAAGAUCUCUACAAGUGGGCCAAGGAAUAGUAGACAUCAACAGUGGAAAAGAAAAAAACUCUCAAGGAAAAAGAAACGGAAUAGUUUAAUACAUUUUUAAUAAUAAUCGUUUUUGGUGAAAAAGAGAUUGCGUUUUUGAAAAAUUAGUUUUUUUCUACAGGGAUGUCUCUGGAACCUACGUAAAUUCUGUAUAAAUGCUUUAUGGAUUAUGUAUUAUAGUUAUCGUUGGUAAUUUUUUUUUAUUCUUUUCCAUAAAAACAAUUUUUCAAAUAAAGUAAAAUCUAAUAAAAGGUUGGCAUGAACUAAUUAAUUAGAUUAAUAAACUCUUUCUAAUACUAUAAUUAACACUUUAUUAUAUAAUAUAUAUUUAAAUUU